Molecule: messenger RNA, 249 nt
Organism: Rotaria sordida
Lineage: Eukaryota; Metazoa; Rotifera; Eurotatoria; Philodinida; Philodinidae
Source: the annotation of a GenBank genome assembly
AUGCAAAAUACUUUACAUUUAACAUCAAAAGUUAUUAUAAAAGCAAAGGUAGUAAUUUUAAUAACAAUAAUAAAACAACUUGAACCAAUUACAAAAGAAAAUCGUUAUUGUCGAGACGAAGAAAAUUUUGUUGAAAUUGAUAUUAAUCAACUUAGACAAAAAAUCGAUGAAAUACAACAAAAACUUGAACAAUUUACUCAAAAAGAUACAAAUAAAAUUAUCAUUGUUGAUAAUGAUCAAAUUGAUUGA